GAGUGGGGGURCUGAAUGCGGACACUUGUCGCCUCACCCUGUGUGGGUCACCCGUGUGACGGGAGCGGGGCCGGCCAGCGGCRCAGCCCCGGGAGGAGGCGCUGCCCCGGCCCGGCUCCGGCCCUGUCCCCGUCCCCGUCCCCGUCCGUCCCCAGAUCCGGGCCAUGGCGGCGGGAAGGGCGCGGGUGUCCCGCCUGCUGCGGCAGCUGGAGCGGGCAGCUUGCCGGUGCCCGAGCCAUGGCCACACUUAUUCCCAAGAUGGCCAUUUCAAACAUCCGAUAUGGAGAAGGAGUUACAAAAGAGAUUGGCAUGGACCUGCAGAAUCUUGGUGCUAGAAGAGUUUGUUUGAUGACAGAUAAAAACCUCUCCAAGCUCCCUCCUGUAAAUGCAGUAUUGAAUUCCUUGGCAAAAUAUGGUAUAAACUUUCAAAUGUAUGAUGAUGUCCGUGUGGAGCCAACAGACCAAAGUUUCCUGGAUGCCAUUCAGUUUGCUAAAAAGGGCGAGUUUGAUGCCUACGUUGCUGUUGGAGGUGGGUCUGUAAUGGACACCUGUAAAGCUGCCAACCUGUAUGCGGCCAGCCCUUCAUCRGAAUUCUUGGAUUAUGUCAAUGCUCCCAUUGGGAAAGGGAAGCCUGUCACUGUGCCCCUCAAGCCACUCAUUGCAGUUCCUACGACAUCUGGCACUGGAAGUGAAACCACUGGUGUUGCCAUUUUUGACUUCAAAGAACUAAAAGUUAAAACCGGUAUUGCUUCAAGAGCCAUUAAGCCAACAUUAGGCAUCAUUGAUCCUUUACACACACUGUCUAUGCCUGAACGAAUAGUGGCCAACAGUGGCUUYGAUGUGCUUUGCCAUGCCCUGGAAUCGUACACCGCUCUCCCUUACAACGAGCGCAGUCCCUGCCCUUCCAAUCCCGUCCACCGACCAGCCUACCAAGGCAGCAACCCUGUCAGYGAUGUCUGGGCUCUUCAUGCUCUGCGGAUUGUUGCUAAAUACUUGAAAAGAGCCAUCAGAAAYCCUGAAGACCGUGAAGCAAGAGCCAACAUGCACCUGGCAAGUGCUUUUGCUGGUAUUGGCUUUGGCAAUGCUGGUGUUCAUCUCUGCCAUGGAAUGUCUUACCCUAUUUCUGGUUUGGUGAAAACUUAUAAGCCAAAGGAUUAUAAUGUGGAUCACUCUUUAGUGCCACAUGGCCUUUCUGUGGUGCUGACAUCCCCAGCAGUGUUUGCUUUCACAGCACAGAUACAUCCUGAGCGACACUUAGAAGCUGCAGAGAUUCUAGGAGCUGACAUCCGCACUGCCAGAAUCAAAGAUGCGGGGCUUAUUUUGGCAGACACACUCCGGAAAUUCCUAUUUGAUCUGAAUGUUGAUGAUGGCUUAGCUGCAAUUGGUUAUUCCAAAGCAGACAUCCCUGCAUUAGUCAAAGGCACUCUGCCUCAGGAGAGAGUGACAAAACUAUCACCACGUCCCCAAACAGAAGAAGACUUAUCUGCCCUCUUUGAGGCUUCCAUGAAACUUUACUAGCUUAAACAUUUUGUUCUGGAAAGUGUGGUCUAUCCUAACCCAGAGAUAGUUCUURAUAGAUAUGGGACUGAAUUUUCUUAGAGCAUGGAAGAAUUUGGGUACCUUUGACUUCUGUUCCAUUGUGCACUGCCAAAAGGUCACGUAAUUCAUCUUUAAACAGAGCUUUGAAGUGAAGACUUGACUGUGGUUUCUGUCUUGCUCAGUAGUCAGUGGUAUUGACUUGCAUAACAGUUGGAGCAGAUUUCUUGCAUUGCUGAAGUCCUUUUUGUGCUUUGGAGGUGGUCAAAGGUGGAAAAAUGUUUGAAGGGAUUUUCAAACCAUUUUGCAAAUCAUGCUUCUGUUUAAAUUAUCCAUUUUUGUUUUAAAAAGUCAUGCUAGUUAAGAUAUAAUGAAGGUCAUUUUUAAUUAGGGAGGGAAAGACCUCUGCAGAAAAUGUCAGCUUCCUGUAUUCUGUUAUGUUUUAUCAUCUUUUUACCAUCUGGCUUUGCUAAGAAGGCUCUUGAACAGGGGCAGUUUUUCACUGUUCGGUUAAGAAAAAAUUUACACACUUCAUAGCUGUUUGGAAAAGGCUGCUUGAAAAUUUGCUUUGGGUUAAAAUUCUGUCAUAUGUAUUGUCAUAGCUUUAUCUUUCCUCUUAUAAUCUCUAUGAUUGUCAURUGUUUAUCUUUCCUUUUAUGAUCUAGAUGAGGUGUUCAUCAGAAGAGCAAAACCAGAGUAAAGUAUGGUCACAUGCUCAGCAGGAACCAUGUAACAGCAUGACAGCAUUCAUCAUGGUCAUUCUGUCUCUGUGGAGGCAACAUGUCCCUUUUCCUGCUGUGUUCUGUGGAAGGAAGCUCUCGACUGUAUCUCUUUUCUGGGAAUCAAUUGCUUCUGCUGAGCUCCUGCAGGUGCUCAGAGUGCAGCCAUCACCCUAAGGAAGAGGCCCAAUGCUGUGGUUAAAUAUUAAAAAAUGGUGAAGCAUUUGGCUGCACAGUGCCCCACAGGGAGCACUGGUUAAAUGUGGGGAUGAGCAUGCACCUUCACAGCAGUUAACCAGCUGGUUGACUGUCAGCUGAGAAAGGGAAGUGGCAAAGGGAGAAAUGAAACUCAAAUUUUAAUAACAUUUUCCUUUUUUUGACAAGUUCACGUGGUUGUGUGUACAGUUCAUUUAAAUCAAAUUCUGGUUCAUGUUGGACUGUUCCAGCCUCUGAUUCAUGCAGCUACCACAGCACAAGACAAAUGAGAGAAGAACCCCGUGACUUCUGAUGUGCACAUUUCUUUCUGCUGGGGAGGGAGCACUUUUCAGUCGCCCUGUUGAAGUAGAAGGCUCUAUGCUUGCCCCUUUGCAUUUGUGUAUUUGUCUGGUCAAACCAGUGCUGUCCUGGAAUCUGARGACAGAUGUGUACUGGAUAUUGAUACUGGAUCUGUUUCAGUGCUGUUAAAAUAAGUGGAUGGAUACUGGUUGAAGACUGGUUAUUUUUAGCGUCAGAAGGGGUUUGGUGGCCACAGGACUGCACUGCCAAUGUGUCUCAGCCUUUGCUGGGAUACUCAUUUCCAUGUCCUUCUGAAUCUUUCUCUCUGCUGAAAUUGCCCACAAGUACCUCUGUCAUGAAGGCUGAUGUUGUAAUAGCAAGGGAUUUACUUUAUUAUAAYGUGCAAAGCUGCCAUGUUUGGGGAAAAAAAACCCUACCUCUUGUCAAACCCUUUUGUUCAAAGUCAGGCUGGUUGAGGCUGUGAACAGCCCAGUCUAGUGAAGUGUCCCUGCCCACAGCAGGGAGGUUAGAACUAGAUGAUCCUUAAGGUCCCUUCCAGCCCAAACCAUUCUGUGGUUCUAUAUAAACUUUUGGCCUGUUUUUUUUUUCUUUCCACUCCUUUCUUUCUCUAGCCUAUAGCAGUACAGAUUCAUGAAGAGACAGUCUUUUUGUCUGGGACCCUAAUUCAUGGCAGCCAUGCUAUGUUUGGAGAGAAUAUACUUUCUGGGGAGCUGAGCAGCAUGGGAUUUCAUCACUGCAGCAGAGSUCUUUGAUGGGUUAGUUAGGGAGGUAGAGUCACUUCUUCAGCACACSUUUUAUCUGCCUUUUUUGCCAGUGUGGCAGGCUGCAUUUUCAACUGACAGAACCUCAUGCUUAACUUCCUAUUCCAGGUAACACACAGCUGUUGUUAGUUUUUAAARUAAACCUCAUACCCUCUUAGAUGCCCAUUUUUUACACGUGAGACAAAGGGUUUACGUAAUGCUUCACCUAACAGAAGCAGAUGGUGCCGUAAGAAGGGUCAUUUAUGUUUUCCACACCCCUUUGGCAGCAUCAAGGUCUUCAACUGGUCUUUCACUGGCUGUGAAAUCUCUCUCACGCACAUCAGUCCCCACCACUAAAUAUUAGUUACUAGUAGAAAUUUUCUAAGGAAAAACCAAAGGAUGUCAAGUUGCCCCAGAUUGCUGGUUUUCAAAUAGUGAUGGCAUGACAGAGUGUUGCAUCCUGGCUUCUGGGCAGUGGUGGUUUUGUUCACAACUGGAGUUACACGAGGUUUUUCACAUAUUAUCUUUCUAAAUUACUCUGUACUGGUAUUUCUGUGGGGAUCUGGGUUAGACUGUAAUUGUGUGAGCCCAGYGGUGGCUGGGCAUGUGUGUGAAAUCUGGGAGGCUUGUUCUUGUGUCUCCUGUUACUGCUCUGUUAUUCAAGCCUUCUGUGAUGGAUCUGUUACUUUAGAUGAUGCUGAAAUUCAAAUAACAAAAAUAAACCCAAGCUUGUUUGAAAGAG
This is a messenger RNA of Malurus melanocephalus (red-backed fairy wren), 4253 nucleotides long. It is a transcript of the gene ADHFE1, whose product is annotated as alcohol dehydrogenase iron containing 1. Gene Ontology annotation, cellular component: mitochondrion. Gene Ontology annotation, molecular function: metal ion binding; alcohol dehydrogenase (NAD+) activity. The transcript is spliced from 13 exons. The record is from RefSeq and is a predicted model, not a curated record. NCBI's taxonomy places the organism in Eukaryota, Metazoa, Chordata, Aves, Passeriformes, Maluridae. The coding region runs from base 16 to 1518 and encodes 500 amino acids.